GGCUCGAGGGUCACACACCACCAGAGGCAUCGCACGUGAAAGCAUCGCAUAGUUCGCAAAACCCCACGUAACGAUGUCUCCCCGUGAAUCCGAAUUUCACCCAUCUUUAAUUUAAGCUCUCAUUCACAGAUCAUAAUCUACAGUUUAACGCUUUCAGCACCUAUAGAUCUGAUAAAAAUCACAAGGUUUCUUUUAUCUGCGUCAAGCUCAAGUUCACCGGCGGCAAUGGCGGAUUGGGGCCCGGUUCUAGUGGCGGUGGUGCUGUUUGUGCUAUUAUCGCCAGGAUUACUGUUCCAGUUGCCGGGUCACAACAGGGUGGUGGAGUUCGGCAGCAUGCGGACCAGCGGCGCCGCCGUGAUCGUUCAUGCUGUUGUCUUUUUCGGCAUUCUCACCCUCUUCCUGAUCACCAUCGGCGUUCAUGUAUACGCCGGCUAGUAAUUUAAACUUUAACCUUAAACCAUCAACUAUUAUAUUUACAUUUACCCCUUACUUGUUUGCUUUAUGUGCUCUUUAAGCCCUUCAUCUAUGAUCUAUGUGCUCUUUAACCCCUUAAUCUAUUACAUUGACCGUUUCA
Messenger RNA from Lactuca sativa (garden lettuce), 574 nucleotides. RefSeq lists its product as uncharacterized. The record is from RefSeq and is a predicted model, not a curated record. Lineage: Eukaryota; Viridiplantae; Streptophyta; Magnoliopsida; Asterales; Asteraceae.